CGGCGAGGCGGAGCCAUAGCGGGAGCGGAAAGGAGGGAACCCCGGGGAAGGUUGAGCAUCCCUAAUCCGAAAACCUGAAAUCUGAAAAGCUCCAAAUGUGCAACUUUUUGAGCACCAACCUGAUGCCACAAGUGGAAAAUUCCACAUCUGACCUCAUGUGACAGGUUGCAGUCAAAAUUCAAGUGUACAAUGCACAGUUUAUUCAGGAUGCACAAGGGGGAGAAUGAUCCUCCCAGCCCUGUCAGCUGUGAUAAGUCUUUUUCACACAUACAGAUUUCCCCACAAAAGUACAUCCACAGAGGGUUAUAAAAUGGCAUGUGUGCCAGCCAGGUGCACCAACAGUGGGCUCCCAUGAGGUCGAGACCUACAUGAAUUAUUCACUGUAUGUUUUUUUGCUUAUUGUCUGCUCUGUUGUGUAAAGAUAUUGUUGAAAAUGUCAAAAAGGCCCGCAGAUAUUCCUAUGACUACUAGUAAUAAGAAAAAGAGGAAGCAUUUAUGUUUAUCUAUAGCACAGAAAGUCAAGCUGUUGGAGAAACUGGACAAGGGUGUAAGUGUGAAACGUUUGACAGAAGAAUAUGGUGUUGGAAUGACUACCAUAUAUGAUCUGAAGAAACAGAAGGAUAAGCUGUUGAAGUUCUAUGCUGAAAGUGAUGAACCAAAGUUAAUGAAAACUAGAAAAACACUGCAUAAAGCUAAAAAUGAAGAUCUAGAUCGUGUAUUGAAAGAGUGGAUUCGUCAGCGUCGCAGUGAACACAUGCCUCUUAAUGGCAUGCUGAUCAUGAAACAAGCAAAAAUUUAUCACGAUGAACUGAAAAUUGAAGGGAACUGUGAAUAUUCAACAGGCUGGUUGCAGAAAUUUAAGAAAAGACAUGGCAUUAAAUUUUUAAAGCUUUGUCGUGAUAAAGCAUCCAGUGACCACAAAACAGAGAAAUUAAUUGAAGAAGUGGACGUGGAAGAAGAUUUUAACAUCAAUAGUAAGGCUCCAGCUGUUCAUUCAUUGGCUGAUGGUGAAAUGGCCAAAAUGAUUCUGAAUCAGUGUGACCGUGAUAACAGUGAUGAUGGAGAUGAUGUUGGUAACACUGCAGAAAAAGUACCUCUAGACGACAUGGUGAAAAUGUGUGAUGGGCUUAUUGAAGGACUAGAGCAGCGUGCAUUCAUAACAGAACAAGAGAUCAUGUCAGUUUAUAAAAUCAAAGAGAGGCUUUUAAGACAAAAGCUAUUGUUAAUGAGGCAGAUGACUCUAGAGGGAACAUUAAAAAAAGUCAUUCAGCAGAAUACCUCUUCAUCCCUGGAGGACCCGAGUCCUGGUACCUCAACUGCUUCUGAUGUUUCUUCUCAUCUAAAAACAAUAAAGCAGAAUGUACAGUAACCUUUCAGUCAAACAUAUGUAGAGACUCCCAGAUGACUCUUCUUUGUUAUUACUAUUAUUUGGCAGCUGAUGUAGAUUUUUUUGGUGAUGCUAAUGUGCUACUUGGUUACCUUGGACAUAUUUUUCACAGUAUUAAUGAGAUGUCAUAUUUUUUAUUGUUAAGUGCUUAUAUGAGAAUAAAUGUAAGAAUAUGAUUGCUUAUUGGUAGUAUAUAAAGUCAAGAAUGAUAGUGACAGCAAGAAACCAAAGAUUAUCCACAUGAGUAGCUGAGGUAGUGAAACCUUUGCUUUCUGAUGGUUUAAUGUAAAAUUAUUAAAAAUAAAGUUACCUCUAGGCUAUGUAUAUAAGGUAUAUAUAAAAUAUAAAGGAAUUUCAUAUUUAAACUUGAGUCUAAUCUCCAAGAUAAAUUGCAUUUUGUAUAAGCAAAUACAACAAAAUCCAAAACACUUAUGGUCCAAAGCAUUUCAUAUAAGGGUUACUCAAGGCCUGCAGUGAAAUUUCUGUUGAUUAUCUCUGUCUCUUUCUGUCUCUGUGUGUCUCUUCAUGUCCCUACUUACCCUCUUACCCUGGUGUAUAUAUGUAAUUUUGGAUAUCAGGUGUGGAAUAAAUCCUCAAUUUCUGGCAAAUGGUUGCACACACAAAAUGUACAUGAUAAACUAUUCUGGCAGCUGUUCUGUGUUCUACAGUAUGCAUUCUCUGCACCCAUCUGCCCUGUUGCCUUGUUUUUCUUCCCCAUGAACAAUUAAUCCAUUUUCUAUAGAGUAACUUUUAAUUACAUGUAGCUGCUUACUGUUAAUAAAAGGACAAUACUAUUUGUGUCAGCUUCAGUUAGAAUGACGUUUGCAUU
Molecule: messenger RNA, 2216 nt
Organism: Lepus europaeus (European hare)
Lineage: Eukaryota; Metazoa; Chordata; Mammalia; Lagomorpha; Leporidae
Gene: SMIM8
Product: small integral membrane protein 8
Exons: 2
Coding region: 434-1369 (311 amino acids)
Cellular component (GO): nucleus
Molecular function (GO): DNA binding
Source: RefSeq, a predicted model, not a curated record